CGAUGCGCGAGAGAGCGAGACGACUGGCAAAAAUGAGUUUUACAAGUGGACAUGAAACUUCAAUCAGUACUUUUCAUGGAAAGCUGGAAAGAACAUUGAAAUGCACUCUUCGCACAAUUCUCCAAAAACAGUGAUAUGUGCUGUUGUCCUUUUCCGCGUUUUUCAGAAUGGAAGAAACUAAACUGAAUAGUACUACCGUCUCCUCGCGGAGCAUGAUACCCACCAUUCCCUCGGUGAUGUUCAUCUUCGGAGUGGUGGGCAACGUCAUCGCCAUCGUUGUGCUUUGCAAGUCCAGAAAGGAGCAGAAAGAGACAACGUUUUACACUUUAGUAUGUGGUCUUGCUGUUACGGAUCUUUUAGGGACCGUCUUAGCCAGUCCCGUCACUAUCGCUACAUAUGUCAAAGGCUCCUGGCCGGAUGGGGACCCGCUGUGCCAAUAUUUCGGAUUUGUCUUACUAUUCUUUUCCUUGGCCGGUCUUAGUUUAAUAUGCGCAAUGUCGAUAGAAAGAUACCUUGCAAUCAAUCAUGCUUAUUUUUACAAUGAAUAUAUCAACCAGAAACUGGCAGGCUUUACACUUUUCGGGAUAUACAUGUCCAACAUAUUUUUUUGCGCGUUACCAAGCAUGGGUUUUGGGGAGGUGAAAAUGCAGUACCCACAAACCUGGUGUUUCAUUGACUGGAGGAGUAAUGUGACCACAAACGCAGUCUACUCCUAUAUGUAUGCGGGGUUCAGCUCUAUCCUCAUCCUAGUUACCGUCAUCUGUAACGUACUGGUGUGUGGGGCUCUUAUCCGAAUGCACCGGAGGUUCGUACGGAGAAUGUCACUCGGGAAUGAACCGGGACGGAAUUCUGACUUUGGGAAAAGACGCAGCUUUGGUCGCUUGGCGGGUGCAGAAAUCCAAAUGGUCAUACUGUUGAUUUGCACAUCUGCCGUCAUCCUAAUUUGUUCAAUUCCUCUUGUUGCCCAGGUGUUCAUCAACCAGCUGUACCUAACAGAGGUGGAGAAGAGGAUUGAGAAGAACCCUGAUCUCCAAGCGAUCCGGAUUGCCUCCAUCAACCCCAUCCUUGAUCCCUGGAUAUACAUCCUGCUGAGAAAAGCAGUGCUCCUGAAGCUCAUUCAGAACAUCAAGUGUCUCUUCUGCAAGGUGGGGGCCUGUCACCCAGGGCAACAGGGAGGCCAGGGGGCCUUUCACUGCCGGGAUGGACAGCAGCCGUCGUCCGUCACCUCACGAGACGGCGGCUCGCUGGCAUCUCACGAUCUGAGGGAGGUCAGCAGCACCUCGCAGACUCUCCUCUACCUGCCCGAAGGCUCCGAGGGCUACAGCUGGCCGGCAGAGGAGCCGCCCGUCGACAGGCAGCACAGGUCUGAGCGUCCCUCCCUGGAGGCAGGGGACAGGGCAAGCUAUGUCUCAGAUGGCCCAUCAUCCGAGGGGAAGGACCUGCCUCCGAAUAGUGCCCACGUAAGCUAUCAGACAUUCCAGAUGGAAAGCAUCUGA
This is a messenger RNA of Alosa sapidissima (American shad), 1496 nucleotides long. RefSeq names its product prostaglandin E receptor 4 (subtype EP4) a (gene ptger4a). Gene Ontology annotation, biological process: cellular response to prostaglandin E stimulus; positive regulation of cytosolic calcium ion concentration; negative regulation of inflammatory response. Lineage: Eukaryota; Metazoa; Chordata; Actinopteri; Clupeiformes; Clupeidae. Bases 168 to 1496 code for a protein of 442 amino acids. The record is from RefSeq and is a predicted model, not a curated record. The transcript has 2 exons. Gene Ontology annotation, cellular component: plasma membrane. Gene Ontology annotation, molecular function: prostaglandin E receptor activity.